AUGACUGAUUCAAAUUGGGGAUUCAAUAAUCAGUCAUGGGUUUCGGGUAAGUAGAUUUUUAAAAUAUAAAAAUAAUUAUUUUUUGUAACAAAUGGGAUUAAAAUUAUUGAUUGAUUUUUAUAGAACAUGCUGUAUCUAAACCAAUUUCCGUUGGUGGAGCAACACAGAACAAUGAUCCACAAUUGUCACCAAAAUCAGAAUCGUUGGGACCAUCCGUCAACGCAUUCCAAGUGCAAAUGGUGGAUAAUGUUUGCGGAUCACCAUCAUCUUAUCAAAACGGAAGAUAUGUAAGUUGGCUCAAAUAUGAGUGAAUAGCUAAAAUUUAUAAAUAAUUUUUUGCAGCGUCGUGAUUCAAUGAAUCGAUCGUAUGAUAGAAAGUAAGUUUUUUCUAAAAAUAUUUCAUUCAAAAAUCAAUUGAUUAUGUUUCAGGGAUGACAAAAAUUCAAAUGGGUAUAAUAGCAGUGUUGGAAUCCCGAUACCAAACGCCACAGAAUCUGCGACACAAUCCACACCAGAUUUCCAAAUGACACAAUAUUUGGUGCAGGGUGGUUUGGUGAUUGGUGGUUCGAAUGGUCCGUAUGGUUGUGGCUCGUGGAAUGCAGUAUACGCGCCAACCGGUUCUGAUGCUUCAGCAAUGCCAAUUUCUGGACGACCAAAUGAAUCGAAUGGCCUUUCCUCAAGCCCCACAUUCUUUCAACCAAUGUUGGGCCUGACGAAUUCGUUCGGUAAUUUGAAUUUUGGCGGAGGUGGUGGAUCGCCACAAAGAGAGCUUACCAAUUCCAUAUUUUCUGGUUAGUUUGAGACCUUGCAUUUCACUGGAAAAAUUAUUAUAAACAAAAACAUUUAUUUUUUUCAGAUCCAAUCACCGGGUUAUCAAACAAUGGAUUUGGUCAACAGAUGUAUUUCAACUCUGUAACAUCACAAGCCCAACCACAACCGCCAAGCAGUCCAAAUUAUUUCGGAACUGCGAGUUUGUCCAACGGAUCGAUUGGAAAUCAAGAUUGGCAACAACGCAAUUAUAUGCCGCUUCAAAAUUCCAAUAACUCGUCAAACACAUUUGGUGGUGGAUCAUCGCAAACAAAUAAUCGAAGGAGAAAUGAGGAAAUUGUGCCGUAAGUUCUUUUUUGAAAAAUUUAGUAAACAAUGAAAAUGAGUAGUCAUAAAUAACUCUGGGCUGGUAUCCAUCCCCAUCCUGAAAAAUUUCCUCGCUUAUACCUUUUUGAAUUUUGCGCCCUUGAAUUCAAGAAAAAGUUUUUCUCGUUCAGGAGUUCAACCUUAUCUUUAAAUAAAUUUGAAAACUACUAUUUCAGUUAUUUCCUCUUAGAAUCAAUAUAACCAUAUCAUUUUUUCCAGAUCAUCAGGAACAACCAGUCCACAAGCACCACGAAGCGCAUUGCUCGACGAUUUCCGAUCAAAUCGCACUGCUAAUCUUCAACUCAACGACAUUCGCAACAAUGUUCUCGAGUUCGCCAAAGAUCAGCACGGAUCGCGAUUCAUCCAACAAAAACUUGAGCGCGCUUCUCAACGUGACAAAGCAAUCAUCUUCCAACCAGUGCUUGACAAUGCUGAAGAAUUGAUGACUGAUGUUUUUGGAAACUACGUUAUUCAAAAGUUCUUUGAAUACGGAACACCUGAACAACGUACACUUCUCGUUGGAGCAAUCAAGGGCAAUGUAAUGAAACUCGCGUUGCAAAUGUAUGGAUGUCGAGUGAUUCAAAAGGCAUUGGAAUAUGUUGAUGUUCAAUAUCAAUAUGAGUUGUUGGCCGAAAUGGAAGGAUGUGUGUUGAAAUGUGUUAAGGAUCAAAAUGGUAAUCAUGUUAUUCAAAAAGUUAUUGAACGCGUGGAACCAAAACGUCUACAAUUCAUCAUAGAUGCUUUCACUUCGUCCGCCAACGGUGACAAUGUAAGUUCUAAAAAUAAUAGUAGUAAAUUUGAAAACAAGUCAAUUCAGUAACUGAAUUCAGAAAAUACUAUGCAAUUUUAACAAUCCGUAUACCCAAAAAUGUUUAUUUUAUUGUAGCCUAUUUUUAAAUGAUAAGUUGCAAUAAUUGUUUAUCUAUAUACUAUUAUUAUAUUAUAUGUUUAUAAAAACCUAUCAUAUUUCAGGUCUGCUCGCUAUCAAUUCACCCAUACGGUUGUCGCGUAAUUCAACGUGUUCUUGAAUACUGCACCGAGGAGCAAAAACGUCCUGUUCUCGAUGCUCUUCAUAUGCAUUUAAAGCAACUUGUUUUGGAUCAAUAUGGAAAUUAUGUGAUUCAACAUGUUAUUGAGCACGGAGGUCAAGAGGAUAAGGACAAAAUUGUCAAAGAGAUUGCUGACGAUUUGCUCAAAUUUGCUCAACAUAAAUUCGCAUCGAAUGUGAUUGAGAAAUGCUUAACAUUUGGACAUCAUAAUCAGAAAAAUAUGCUGAUUGAUCGUGUUUGCGGUGUUCCCAAUGAGUAUGUUUUUUUUUAAUUUAAGAGGAAAAUCAUAAAAUAUUAAUAUUAUUAUUUUUUCAGUCCAUCGCCACCACUUUUGCAAAUGAUGAAAGAUCCAUUUGCCAAUUAUGUUGUGCAAAAAAUGCUUGAUGUUUCUGAUCCACAACAUCGUAAGAAGAUCACCAUGACAAUCAAACCGCAUAUUCAAACAUUGAGGCGCUAUAAUUUUGGAAAACAUAUUCUUGGUGAGUAAAAAGCAUUUAGAUCAGAAACUAAGACAAACUAAGAAAACUAAGAGACAAUAAUAAAAUUUUCAGUUAAACUUGAGAAAUAUUUUGCCAAGCAAACUCAAGCGCCAUCUGGCAUCAUCAAUCAUCAUGCCGCCCAAAUGUUUGAACAAAAUCCAUACGAUAUUCCACUUGGCGGUGAUUUCAGUAAUCACUAUCAACCAAGUGUUCAAUUCUAA
Molecule: messenger RNA, 2883 nt
Organism: Caenorhabditis angaria
Lineage: Eukaryota; Metazoa; Nematoda; Chromadorea; Rhabditida; Rhabditidae
Source: the annotation of a GenBank genome assembly